This is a messenger RNA of Topomyia yanbarensis, 918 nucleotides long. RefSeq lists its product as uncharacterized. The record is from RefSeq and is a predicted model, not a curated record. The transcript is spliced from 2 exons. Lineage: Eukaryota; Metazoa; Arthropoda; Insecta; Diptera; Culicidae. Bases 22 to 870 code for a protein of 282 amino acids.
AGGCUUACAAUUCGAUUCAACAUGAGCCGUUGGUUGAUGGUAGUGUGUAUUUUGGGUGUUUUUUCCAGCACAGUGCAUGGUACCUAUCCGGCACUUACUAUUGCUGGAAAUAUAGUGCAGUCCCUUAGCAAUGGACUUAAAACAGUCUCGACAGCCUUGGGCAAUUACAAUACCGCUGUUGUCAAGGCGCACGAUUCCAUAUUAAAUGCAGCGAAGAACCUGGUGGCCAACAUAAAUGGAACCUAUCUGUCGCUGAACAAAACAUACGCCGCUUCGUACAACACGCAGCUUCAGUCAGCCUUUGCAUCUUUGAGCACGAUAAACAAUUCCAUCACUUCGUUUGACUCACAGAUGUCAUCGUACAUCAAUCAGCAGAUUCAGGCAAUGUCGAAUCAAUACAAGAGCUAUCUAUCUAACUUGCUAACCUACACUUAUUCCCUGCCGUCGGGUUAUAUGAGCGCAAAAGGAGAGGCAUGCUUACUGGCCAAUGCCAGUCAACUGCAAGCGGCCAACGUUUCCCUAGAAAGAUAUGCAACCUGCCUAGUCAACCAAACUGCUUAUGUUGCCACGCUCACUCCAAUUGCAGUCAACUUCCUGUCCUAUGGCCAAGUCAAUUACAAUCUUCUUGCUAAGCAGAUCGCCAUUUGUUCCACAGCAGGACCAAAUUAUUGCUACUUGACGUUUAUGAACUCAUUAAUCGGAGAGGUUUAUACGAUGACGUCGGAAAUGUCUCUUACUACAGCAUUUCUUAACAGCGUCAGCAACGUUGUGAUCAACUGGACAACAUUAUGUGGACAAUUCAUAACGACUGAUAUCAAUGAAACUCUGGCACGAAUUCAGAGUGCCUUGAAUAAUUGCCAAAGUGUUUGAUAUGCUUAGAGUGAAUGUUUUUAUCUUAAUUAAUUUGAAGGAAAUUCA